Dibothriocephalus latus is the source of this 180-nucleotide messenger RNA. The record is from the annotation of a GenBank genome assembly. Lineage: Eukaryota; Metazoa; Platyhelminthes; Cestoda; Diphyllobothriidea; Diphyllobothriidae.
CUGAUCUGGCGUGCGGCUCGGGCUUCCGGUGCGGCUCCAAGCUACUUUCGACCCUGUGGACCUUACCUGGACGGUGGCCUCAUCUCCAACAACCCCACCCUGGACAUCCUGACAGAGAUUCAAGAGAUGAAUCUGGUCAGGCGUCUUCGUGUAGGUCCUUUUGCUUCUCGCCUUUUUUAG